AUGGGUGCCAGUGAUAUAGCUCCACCGGAGCGUAAACAAUGGGCGAAUCCUGUUGAAUUCUUUUUAACAUUGGUCGCAUUUGCUGUUGGCUUAGGGAAUGUUUGGCGUUUUCCAUAUCUUUGUUUUAAAAAUGGAGGAGGUGCAUUUCUUAUUCCAUAUACGUUUAUGCUUAUCUUUAUUGGUGCUCCUGUCUUCUAUCUUGAAUUAACAUUGGGACAAUUUACUAGUGCUGGUCCACUUGUUGUAUGGAAAGUUAAUCCAUUAUUACGAGGUAUUGGUUAUGCAUCAUUAGCAACAAAUUGUUUUUUAGCACUUUAUUAUAAUGUAUUGAUUGCUUAUUGUUUCUAUUAUUUAAUUUCAUCCUUUCAACUUAUUGUUCCAUGGUCAACAUGUGGUAACUGGUGGAAUACAGCAUUAUGUACUGAUCAAAAAGCAUUAGCAAAUCUGUCUCGAACUGAUCUUAACUUAAUGAAAAAUAUGACAAGUUCACCAAGUGAAGAAUAUUUCUAUCGUGGAGUACUUCAGAUUAGCAGUGGAGUAGAAAAUCUUGAUGGUAUUGUUACUCAUUUAGCUGUAGCUUUAGCAGUUGCUUGGCUUAUUUGCUUUUUGGCAUUAUCGAAAGGUGUCCAAUCAUUAGGCAAAAUUGCAUAUUUUACGGCUUUAUUUCCUUAUGUAAUGUUAACUGUUUUAAUUAUUCGUGGAGCAACAUUAAGUGGUGCUAUGGAAGGUGUUAAAUUUUAUAUGGGAACAGUAAAUUUAAGUGUACUUAAAAGUCCAUCUGUAUGGAAAGAAGCAUGUACACAAGUUUUUUAUGCAUUAAGUUGUUGUAGUGGUGGUCUUAUUGCUAUGGCAUCAUUCAAUGAUUUUAAUAAUAAUGUUUAUCGUGAUACAUUGUCUAUUUGUUUGGUUACAUGGUUUACAAGUAUUUUUGGUGGUUUUGCAAUUUUUACUGUACUUGGUCAUAUGGCAACUAAAAUGGGAGUUAGUGUUGCUGAGGUAGCUAAAGGAGGUCCUGGUCUGGCAUUUGUUGUCUUUCCUGAAGGUUUAGCAAUGAUGCCAUUUGCACCUUUAUGGUGUGUUUUAUUUUUUUUAAUGAUGUGUACACUUGGUUUUGGUUCUGAAUUUUCUAUCAUGGAAACUAUUAUGGCUAGUAUAAUAGAUGAAUUUAAAACACAUUUAAAUACACCGAAAAAAAUAAUUAUCUUUCGAUUUAGUAUAUCAUUUGUGUUUUUUCUUCUUGGUUUAUCUAUGGUUUCACGAGGAGGCUUAUAUAUAUUGAAUAUAAUCGAUCAAUAUCUAGGUGGAUUUCCUUGGUUAGUUAUUGGUGUUGUUGAAUUAUUUUGUAUUGCAUGGGUUUAUGGUGUUGAUAAUUUUUGUGAUGAUAUUGCAAUAAUGUUAGGUGAAAAACGACGUCCAGGCAUAUUUUGGAGAAUCUGUUGGCAAUAUAUUUCACCACUAAUUCUUCUUUUUACCAUUCUCUUUUCCUCGCUAUUCUAUCAAGAAGUAACACUUGAUGAUUAUAUUUAUCCACCAUGGGCCCUUGCACUUGGUUGGAUUGUAGUAAUAGCCUGCCUCGGCUGGCUUCCGUGUAUUUCUCUAGUUGAAAUAUGUCGCCGUGGAACAUGGGGUAUUAUUAAAGAAGCUCGUUUGCCAUCUGAUAGAUGGGGUCCAGCUCGAGAAGAACAUCGUCAAUUAUCAAGACGUUAUGCGAAUAAGAAUGAUCCAAAACAACUUAGUAUGCAAACUUUAUCGACAAUUGAUACUGGCGAUACAUUUGAUUUGGAUGCAGCAGCUGUUGAAGUUAUCAAAGCAAGUCCAAAAUUAUAUGUCAAGCGACUUUCAGACGUGUCUACUACACGAUUUUAA
Molecule: messenger RNA, 1866 nt
Organism: Rotaria sordida
Lineage: Eukaryota; Metazoa; Rotifera; Eurotatoria; Philodinida; Philodinidae
Source: the annotation of a GenBank genome assembly